Messenger RNA from Coccinella septempunctata (seven-spotted ladybird), 3002 nucleotides. RefSeq names its product frizzled-7-B (gene fz). NCBI's taxonomy places the organism in Eukaryota, Metazoa, Arthropoda, Insecta, Coleoptera, Coccinellidae. The coding region runs from base 177 to 1889 and encodes 570 amino acids. Gene Ontology annotation, cellular component: plasma membrane. The transcript has 2 exons. Gene Ontology annotation, molecular function: Wnt-protein binding; Wnt receptor activity. The record is from RefSeq and is a predicted model, not a curated record. Gene Ontology annotation, biological process: canonical Wnt signaling pathway; non-canonical Wnt signaling pathway.
CGACGACUCUCGUUAUGCCGCUUCCAUUUGAGAAUAGGUUAACUUAACCAGUUUGUGAGAGUGAGACCAACUGUGAUCAUGCGGUGGUUGUACGUCCUUUCUUCGCGAGAUGGAUACGUAAAAACGUGAUGUAAACAAAAAACACAACAAAGAAAAAUAAUGUAAUAAGUUGCGAAAUGGUAGUAGGAGAAAAACUAGUCAAAAUGUUUCGUACAACUUUCUGUUUGUUGCUUCUCGUCAAAGUGGCCACUCUUCAGAGUAACUCGCGGAUCACCACGGAGAUUGAUGAUAUUCUACCUCACCACGAUAGAUGCCAACCGAUCACAGUGCCUUUCUGCAAAGAUAUCCCGUACAAUGAGACGAUUCUUCCGAAUAUGCUGGGACACGCAACCCAGGAAGAAGCCGGGUUGUUGGUUCACCAAUUGUUCCCCUUGAUGAAGAUAAAUUGCAGUGUACACUUCCAGUUUUUUAUGUGUUCAGUGUUCUUACCUGUGUGUACGAUCUUAGACCACCCCUUGCCGCCAUGCAGACCGUUGUGCUUGGCCGUCAAGGCAGGAUGCGAGGUUAUCAUGAACAAAUUUGGUUUCGAAUGGCCCCAGUACUUGGCUUGUGAACAGUACCCCAUGAAUUCCUCGAGUACCAAUCUUUGCGUACCGGGAAACGUUACCGAGACUGUCAAUUACAACCACGAUAUCGCGUUCGAGGAUACGGAAGUGACCAAAUACAAGAACCCCCAUCGUGGUACCAAAGGCAGAGGGAGGGAUAUAGGAUUCGUAUGUCCUGAACAGUUCAAAGUCCCUGAAAUAUUGGAAUACUCCUUCAAGGUUGGCGACAGGGUGGAGAAGAACUGUGGCGCGCCUUGCAAAAUGAUGUUUUUCAGCGAAACCAAGAGGCAGUUCGCCAAAGUUUGGAUAGGAAUAUGGGCCAUAAUAUGUUCAGUCAGUUGUUUGUUCACGGUCUGCACUUUUUUGAUAGACAACGACCGGUUCAGGUACCCGGAACGACCGAUCAUCUUCCUCUCCCUUUGUUACCUCAUGGUAGCCAUAGCUUACGUGAUAGGUUUCCUAGCAGGUGAUUCCAUAGCUUGUCGUGAACCCUUCCCAUCCAAACAUGGUACCAUAACGGUCAGUACCAUAACGCAAGGGACCAAAUACGAACUGUGCACUAUCCUAUUCAUGGUGUUGUAUUUUUUCACCAUGUCCUCGAGUAUUUGGUGGGUGGUGCUGACACUCACCUGGUUCUUGGCCGCCGGUCUGAAAUGGGGCCAUGAAGCCAUAGAAGCGAAUUCCCAGUACUUCCAUCUGGCUGCGUGGGCCAUACCUGCUAUCAAGACGAUCGCCAUAUUAGCUAUGGGCAAGGUAGACGGUGACGUCUUGAGCGGGGUAUGCUACGUAGGAAUUUGGAACAGAGACGCCCUCAGAGUGUUCGUCAUGGCCCCUUUUUGCGUCUACCUAGCCUUCGGUCUGAUCUUCAUAACCGUCGGUUUCGUCUCGCUCUUCAGGAUCCGCACAGUGAUGAAGCACGACGGUACCAAAACCGACAAACUGGAGAAACUCAUGAUAAGAAUCGGUAUUUUCUCGGUUUUGUACACCGUACCGGCCGUCGUUAUCAUCGGUUGUUUGUUCUACGAACAUUUCUAUUUCGACGAGUGGAUGUUGACGUGGACCAGGGACAUGUGCAAGAAGCACACCAAGUACGCGGUGCCGUGCCCGAGGGCGGAAAAACACCAGUACUUAAGUCCGCAGUUCGAGGUGUUCAUGGUCAAGUACCUCAUGUACAUGAUCGUCGGCAUUACGUCCAGCGUUUGGAUAUGGUCGGGGAAAACCAUGCACAGUUGGAAAGUUUUCUUCCACAAACUGCAGAGGAGGCAUGUCGAGGCUUAUGUUUGAUUAAUUUCUUUUUAGUAUUCAAAAAAUACGCUGUUCUCUGCGUUGAAUGGUGCUAAUUUAUGGAGAAAUUCAAGUAAUACCUCGAUUUUGUUCCGAAUGAUGAAAGGUUUUCCAAAAUAUGACUGAUUGAAUUGCAGCUUUAUAGAGUUUAGUUUACGAACUUGACGUCAAACCGAAAAGUUGGAAAUAACGUACAAAUAUACAUUGAUAAAAUAUUUUCAUAAGCGAGCAGAUUAGAUGCUUAUUGAAAGUCCGAAUUUGUACGUAAGCAUCAUUAUUAUACUUAAAUAAUAAAGAAAUAAAAAAAUUUCCUUAUACAUCUAGAACUGUCCAUUUAAUUUUCGACUCAAAAACUAACUGAUUGAUCAAUAUCGAUGAAAACUUUUGUUACAUCAACCAAUGUCGAAAAUGCUCUAAUUUUUACAUCAUUAAUAAUCGCUCAUUUAUUCAAUUUUCUCUAGGAUCCUAACAGCAAAUAUCCCUUAUUUGAUGAAUGCUUAGCCUGCAUUCUUCCGUCCAAAUUAACUUUCUUUAAUUAACCAGCGGACAAAUAAUGACUCAACUUAGAUAAACGAUGAAUAGUAUUGACCUUUUGUGACGUAUUAAUUGUAUAUAUUAUGUUUAAUGCAAUUCCAAAAAUUUUCAACUUGUUCACGUUGAAUAUAGCUUUUUAGUUUUCAGCGUCCCAUUUUAUGGGGCCAUUGUAGCAUAAUGAAAAUAUCGAAUGUUUUAUUCUGUUGGACUGCUGCUACCAAACUGAUUUUAAUGUAAUAUAAACUUGUAAAUAUUUGUAAACCGUCUUUGAACCCUUGAAAUGUGUAAGAAACUACUUAUUUCAAUUGACAAAUCUUUCUUGCAAUGUUCCAAUUACUUCCAUAUUUUUGUAUUCCUGAUCUUACAUGAAAUCUCAUAGUUUUAUUCGUAUCUUCAAAAUCUUUAUUGGUAAUAUGAUAUAUUUUUAUCACCUUUUUUAUAUCAGAGUAAUAUUGUGAUGUGAAUAUAUUUGUCAAUUUCGCCUUCUCAAUAUUCAGGUUGAAAAUAUUUAUUUAUAUAUUAAAAUUUUGAAUAGAUGAAGUUGUUAUGAAGACAAAAUAUACAAAUUACUGUUUCUUA